UUUUUCUUGGACAAAUGCGAAGCGGUGUCCCAAUCUCCGCAUUUGUGCUUGCUCCAUGCGUGCUGGUUGCAUUGGCGCAGACAACGACUACGAUUGAGCCGAUUGCAGCAACGAGCACGCGCCCACGCUUCAAGACAACGACCGGCGAUGACCAAACAGGGAUAGCCCCCAUUCCAGUCGCCACCCAAGUCGAGUCGAAGUCGUUCAGUAUUGGAGUGGCCUUUGCCAUCGGCAUCAGCGUAUUCAUCUUGUUUGUCGUGCUGGCGUUGUUGCGUGCGGUGUUCAUCCAUCGAAAAGAUCAAACAACUGAAACAACAAAUGGCAACUACUCCAAGCUGGAAGACUCCAAGUAAACACGAUAUACACUACUUGAGCACCGUUCGACCGCAAAAUUGGGCACGUUGUCACUCUAAGCAAAGCCUUGACAUGUUCUCGGCGACAAGGACCGAUUCUCGAGCACUUUUUUCCGAUAAUAUCAAUGAACUUUGAAUAAUUCCA
Molecule: messenger RNA, 498 nt
Organism: Aphanomyces invadans
Lineage: Eukaryota; Oomycota; Saprolegniomycetes; Saprolegniales; Verrucalvaceae
Exons: 1
Coding region: 15-353 (112 amino acids)
Source: RefSeq, a predicted model, not a curated record